AUGAUGAAGAGGCAGUUUAAUCGGAUGCGGCAGCAGCUGUCCCAUCCCAACAUCACCAGCCGAGCCCAAGAAGCAACCGAGCUUCUGCCGGAAGAUUUGCUGCAGAUCGAGCAGAGGAUCGAGCCGGCCAAGCGAGCAGCUCACAGCGUGUCCAAGAGGCUCCAAGCCUGCCUGCAGGGGCAAUGCGGCUCUGAGAUGGACAAGCGAGUGAAGAAGCUGCCCUUGAUGGCUCUGUCCACGACGAUGGCUGAGAGCUUCAAGGAACUGGACACAGAGUCCAGCCUUGGGAAAGCCCUGGAGAUGGGCUGCUGCAUACAGAGCUCACUGGCCAAAAUCCUGGCCGAGUUCGAGAUCACCCUGGAGCACGACGUCCUGCAGCCGCUCAACAAGCUCAGCGAGGAGGAGCUUCCCAUCAUCCUGAAGCACAAGAAGACCCUCCAGAAGUUGAUCUCUGACUGGAACACCAUCAAGAGCCGGCUGAACCAAGCUGCCAAGAGCUCCAGUAACAGCUCUGGUGCUGGUGCUGGCCCCGGGGCGUCUUCUGCUGCCAACAAACUGGAGAUCUUGAAGGAAGAGGAGGAGGAGGUGAAGAGGAAGGUGGAGCAGUGCAAGGACGAGUACAUGGCUGACCUCUACCACUUCUCCACCAAAGAGGACAGCUACGCCAGCUACUUCAUCAGACUGCUGGAAAUCCAAGCCCAGUACCACCGGCAGUCUCUGGGAUCGCUGGACUCGGCUCUGGCGGAGCUGAAGGAAAGCCACAGCCAGACAGAGCCCUCCUUUGCUGCAGACACCCCGGUGGCAGGGUACUACGGUGUGCCCCUAGAGACGCACCUCAAGAGCUUGGGCCGGGAGAUUGCGCUGCCCAUCGAAGCCUGUGUCAUGAUGCUGCUGGCUUCCGGCAUGAGGGAGGAGGGACUCUUCCGGCUGGCAGCGGGUGCCUCGGUGCUGACGAAGCUGAAGAGCAGUUUAAAAAAAAAGCUAAAGAGCAGUUUGGCCAGCGGCUCCAAUGCCCUGGAGGAGUUUUACUCAGACCCCCACGCCGUGGCCGGUGCGCUGAAAUCCUACCUGCGAGAGCUGCCUCAGCCUUUGAUGACCUUCGAGCUCUACAACGAAUGGGUCAAAGUGGCCAGCUUAAAGGACGUUGACAGCCGUGUGCAGAGCCUGCAAGACACCUGCAGCCGCCUGCCCCGGGAGAGCUACAACAAUCUGAGGUAUCUGAUCAAGUUUUUAGCCAAGCUGGCCGAACACCAGGAGUUGAAUAAAAUGACCCCCAGCAACAUUGCCAUCGUGCUGGGCCCCAACCUGCUGUGGACGCAGCAGAGCACAGGAGACCCUGUGCAACUGGACUUGGCCUCGGUCUCCUCCAUCCAGGUGGUGGGUGUGGUGGAAGCCCUCAUCCAGAAUGCGGACACCCUCUUCCCUGGAGAGGUAGAUUUCAAUGUCUCGGGCAUGUUCAUGCUGCCUGCAAACAGCGGACUUGGCGAGGCUGCCCCAGUGGAAGAGCCAUCCCCUGAGCCCCCUCCGGCUGGCAUCCCUGCUCUCCUGGAUGGAGAGGCCACCUCGAGGGACCCCGAGGCCAGGUCCCAGCCAGCAUCCCCAGCGGUGACCAGACCGUCUCCUGAAGCCGCAGGGCCACCAGCUCCACAGAUGACCGACGACACCGCCCGCAAAGGCAAGCGCAUGGCUCCAGCCCGACCCACGAUGCCGCCGCCGCCCGUGGCCCAGCCCUGGAGCACGCCCGAGGUGCUGGAGGCCACCCGCCCCGCCGGCCACAGGAGGGAAGGGGAGUUCCCCGGGGACGGCAACGCGGAGAGGCACCCCUCAGCCCUAGGGCGGGAGGACCGGAGGGCAGCCGGCUCCCCCGACCGGCGGAGAGACAACGCUGAGGGGUAA
Aptenodytes forsteri (emperor penguin) is the source of this 1896-nucleotide messenger RNA. RefSeq names its product SH3 domain binding protein 1 (gene SH3BP1). The transcript has 19 exons. NCBI's taxonomy places the organism in Eukaryota, Metazoa, Chordata, Aves, Sphenisciformes, Spheniscidae. Gene Ontology annotation, molecular function: protein binding; GTPase activator activity. Gene Ontology annotation, biological process: signal transduction; positive regulation of GTPase activity; regulation of actin cytoskeleton organization. Bases 1 to 1896 code for a protein of 631 amino acids. The record is from RefSeq and is a predicted model, not a curated record. Gene Ontology annotation, cellular component: cytosol; intracellular anatomical structure; cytoplasm.